Messenger RNA from Pecten maximus, 1493 nucleotides. Its product is annotated as probable G-protein coupled receptor 139. The transcript has a single exon. The record is from RefSeq and is a predicted model, not a curated record. Gene Ontology annotation, molecular function: G protein-coupled receptor activity. Bases 1 to 1017 code for a protein of 338 amino acids. Gene Ontology annotation, cellular component: membrane. Lineage: Eukaryota; Metazoa; Mollusca; Bivalvia; Pectinida; Pectinidae. Gene Ontology annotation, biological process: G protein-coupled receptor signaling pathway.
AUGGGAGACCGGAACUUCAAUAUUCAAAAUGAAACGACUCAUAUGCCUAAUGGAAGUGAUGUCGCCAACAAUUAUACUCACCAUGACAACGGGAUAUAUACCGAGUUCGACUUUUACUUUCAUGGAAUCGUCUUGCCAAUCAUUUCCUUAUUUGGACUGAUUGGGAACAGUAUCUCGUCUGUGAUAUUGUUUCAAAUAGCCAAGUCUUCAUUCUACAUGUAUCUCGCGUUCCUAUCCCUCUCCGACAUCGCUGCACUUGCUUUCGGGUUGGCUGUCUUUUUUAUUGAGCUAACAUCUGAAGACCCCGUACAAAUCACAUGUUCUCCGAUCGAGGCAUGUUUGCGAACAUUCUCGCACUUAUCCUCCUGGAUCACAGUAUCCGUCACCGUCGAUCGCUACAUUGCCGUGUGCCAUCCUUUUAAAGUCACUCAGUACUGUUCCAGAAAGCGUGCAUUAUUUACCAUCGGUGCCGUCUUUCUGGUUAUCGUAGCACUCAAUUUUCCGAUUGCAUGUCUACAAUGGGAUGAUGCUUACUCAACAUGUCUUGUACCAGAAUUCACCAAUGACUAUUGCUUUAAAUACGGUUUCUAUAUUGAUAUGUCCGUCUAUGUUCUGAUCCCAUUCAGUCUAAUCGGUUUCCUCAACAUAUUUAUAAUCAGGGAAAUCUUCCGGUCAACUAGCAGACGGCGGCAUCUGACAUCAGGCACCAACGAGAACAGUGGGUCUUCAACAGCAAAUAUAAAGAAUUCGACCAUGAAAACAGUCACCAUGUUGUUUACAGUGACUGCUUUCUUCAUCGUCUGUUUCCUGCCAUUUAUCGGAAUAUCUUUAUUUGCAAUCGUUAACGGCAAAAGCUGGGAUAGCGCCAUGGAACUGAUCCCGAUUCCCUUUACCAUUGCAAUUAUUGGCACAACCUUGAAUCACUCUUUCAAUUUUGUUCUUUAUGGUUUAUCUGGACAGCUAUUUCGAAAAAGGUUUCUGGAAAUGUUUUGCUUUCGGCGUUGUGUACAGAGUUAAACAUACAGUGCGAAUAGUUUUAAUGUCACAGGUGAUAUUGGAGUAUGAGUCAAAUUCAUUACUCAAAGAUCGAUAUUGUUUAAUGUCGGCGGUGUUUUGCUAGUGUUUUGUUGAUUUUAUAGUGCUCAGAACUGAUGCUAAUAGAGAUAGAAAGUCGGCAUCGGUUCCGCGCUAUCACAUGGAGACAUUGUCCCAAACAAUUACCCUAAGCAAUUAGCAGAUCUCAUAUCAUGUAUGUAAAGAGAGACAGAGGAAUACCUAUUCAAGAGAUAGGAAUGACAUUUGAAUGUUUUGAUCUUUUACCUGUAAUUUGUAUGUAAUAUCUUGGUUAUGUAUUGCAGGAAUUUAUCACAAUAAAGUAUCGCUAUUGAAUUGGACAUUGAACAAUGGAUGUGAAGCAUGUUGUCCAUUAUAAUAAUGUCCUGGUAGUCGAUGAUUGUCGAAAUGCUAAGGGUGAAUAAAUGUUUUAUUCCACA